AGGAGAAUCCCGUUUCACCCUAUCGUUCUCGUUCUUCUUCUAGGGUUCUUUCGCUCCCCUUUGAUCAUCGUGUUCCUCCCAGCUUCCAAGGCGACAGCUGCCACCGAUCUCCGAAGGAAAUUGGUUGGUUCUGUCAGGAAGUGAGUGAAAGCUUAUCACCCAUUCAUAUGGAAGAGUCAAUACUUUAAAAGUGCUGUUUAACUGUGGUAUUUCGUAUUGGAAGGUAAAGGUGAAAAUGGCAGAGGAGCCUUCAGUAGUCCUGUUUCAGCUUGGAAUGACCAGAGAUGGAGAGCGCGAUACUGCAGAUAAGUUUAAAUCUAGCUGGUAUUUCAGUAGAGAAGAGAUUGAGAAUAACUCCCCCUCACGGAAAGAUGGAAUUGACGCAAGGAAGGAAUCGCAACUGCGGAUGUUAUAUUGUUCAUUCCUCCGUGAUGUUGGCAUGAGACUUGGACUACCACAGAUCACAAUUGCAACGGCAAUCAUGUUUUGCCAUCGCUUUUAUCUCCACCAGUCACAUGCAAAGAAUGAAUGGCAGACCAUUGCAAUGGUUUGCAUGUUUCUUGCUUCCAAGGUCGAGGAUACACCACGUGGAUUGGACAAGGUUGUCAUAGUAGCAUAUGAGACCAUGUGCAGAAGGGAUCCUUCUGCUGCUCAGAAAAUUCAUCGGAAGGAAGUUUUUGAGAAGCAGAAGACACUAAUUUUAAUUGGGGAGAGGCUGCUACUUUCAACAAUUCGGUUUGAUUUCAAUAUUCAACACCCCUACAAACCACUUCUUGAUGCUUUAAAGAAACUGGAGAUCACUCGUAAGGAUGUGAGACAAGUAGCAUGGAACUUUGUGAAUGAUUGGCUUCGGACUACAAUGUGCCUGCAAUAUAAGCCCCAUUAUAUUGCUGCUGGCUCCCUUUUCCUUGCUGCUAAGCUUCACAAUGUCAGACUUGCAACCGAAAGGGGUCAUGUUUGGUGGCAUGAGUUUGAUGUCGCCCCACAACAGUUAGAAGAGGUUAUUCAGCGGAUGACACUGCUACUGGGUUACAAGAGCAGACCCAUGGUGACUCGUGCACUUGAGAAGCCGAUCCAUACCCCACUGGCAGCAAAGGAAGAGGUCUCCAGCAGUCCAGACUCUGUUUUGAUUAUGCCUGAUUCAUGCAGAAGCAGCUCAAGCCAAGACUUUGAUGGAGAGGUUGGCAGGCAUAGGCCUGUGGGUUCCAUCAAUCGCAUGAUCGCCAAAUGCUCGAGUGCAGAUGGAGAAUGCUCAUGUGUGGAUGGGAGAACAGAGCUGCAAUGCCAGUCGAGAGAAUCUGAAAGCCCAAUUGGUGUUUCUAAGGAUGGUGAGAGAUUGGGGAUGGACUUGGAUCAAGCAAGGCUGGAGCCACACCAUGUUGUUAAUGGGCUUAGUAAAAUCGACAUAGAGCUGCGAUGCCAGCCAAGAGAAACUGAAAGCCUAAGUAGUGUUGCUAAGGAUGGUGAGGAAUCAGGGAGAGACUUGGACCCAUUUAGCGUUGCUAAGGAUGGUGAGAGAUCGGGGAAGGAAUUGGACCAAGUAAGGAUGGAGCCACACCAUGAUGUUCGUGGGCUUGGCCAAAUAGACAUGGAGCUUCAAUGCCAGCGAAGAGAAUCUGAAGGCCAAAGUAUUGUUGCUGAGGAUGGCGAGACAUCAGGGAGAGACUUGGACCAAGCAAUCACUGAGUCCCGCCAUGUGGUCAAUGGGCUUGGUAAGACAGACAUUGACAGAAUCAAGGCAAAGAUAAAGAGAAGGAAGAUGGAGAGAGGAAGUAGUAAGUGUGCGGUGGCUGUGGAUGACUCUAGUGAUGAUGCCUGGAUGGAGAAGAAUCUGGAAUUUGGAUUAGAUGUAGACAGGAUCAAGGCUAUGAUAAAGAGAAGGAAGAAGGACAGAGAAACUAGUAAGUGGACCGCGUCUGUGGAUGACUUCAGUGAAGAAGCCUGGAUUCAGAAGGAGCUAGAAAUUGGGAUAGAGCUUGGAGCUGAAUCUGCUGCGAAUAAACAAAGGUUGACAUGAUGCAAUAAAGUGAUAGCUACUCCAGCAGACCAUAGACUGGCUCUGGAAUUCCAUCACGCAGACAUUCUCAUCUGACCUGCUGAUGUGGUAGGUCACUGUAGGGGAACCAUUUCUCCUAAUCUUAUACAACAUACCGGAGAAGUCUGACCUAUUUCCCUUUUUAAUUUGCCCCAAAUGUAUUAAUCAUUAUAUUCAAUUGCUGCGGUAAUACAUUCCUGUCCUGUAUGUUCCAUUUUAAGUUUUCCAACGCAGUCUGACUCUAUGUUACCAUUAUCAAGUUCUGUAAACCUCGACAAUGUUUAGCUGAAAAAUAUUCUUGUUGAGAGGUCAUUAGUAAAGCUUGUGUUUUGGGAACGAGUACA
This is a messenger RNA of Phoenix dactylifera (date palm), 2379 nucleotides long. NCBI's taxonomy places the organism in Eukaryota, Viridiplantae, Streptophyta, Magnoliopsida, Arecales, Arecaceae. The record is from RefSeq and is a predicted model, not a curated record.